Messenger RNA from Pteropus alecto (black flying fox), 3974 nucleotides. RefSeq names its product abraxas 1, BRCA1 A complex subunit (gene ABRAXAS1). NCBI's taxonomy places the organism in Eukaryota, Metazoa, Chordata, Mammalia, Chiroptera, Pteropodidae. Gene Ontology annotation, cellular component: nucleus. The record is from RefSeq and is a predicted model, not a curated record. The transcript is spliced from 9 exons. Gene Ontology annotation, biological process: protein K63-linked deubiquitination; attachment of spindle microtubules to kinetochore; mitotic spindle assembly. Bases 347 to 1426 code for a protein of 359 amino acids. Gene Ontology annotation, molecular function: polyubiquitin modification-dependent protein binding; microtubule binding.
UCCCGCUCCCGGGUGGCUCGAGGUGUCCUUCCCGCCCGCUAAGUCUUUUCCAGGAUUAGCCUUUCUCUUGUAGUCCAUGUUUAUUUCUCUGUCCCAACCCUAGUGUCUCACACACUCCCAUUUCUUUCUUUCAACAGUUCCCCUUUUUUUCUGAUUCAACUUGGUUGUGAAAGGCUAGAAAGUUUACGUAGCGUUUUCUUGCUACCGCUAAGAAGGUUGCCGGUUAACUCCGUUUCACGUACCUACCUACAGACGUUUUCAGACAACCAAAUUUUUUUCAUGCAGAGAAGGUUUUCUCCUUGGGGAAGUGAAAGGUGAAGCCAAGAAUAGCAUUACUGAUUCACAAAUGGAUGAUGUUGAAGUUAUUUAUACAAUUGACAUUCAGAAAUAUAUUCCAUGCUAUCAGCUUUUUAGCUUUUACAAUUCUUCUGGGGAAUUAAAUGAGCAAGCACUGAGGAAAAUACUAUCAAGUGUUAAAAAGGAUGUGGUUGGUUGGUACAAAUUCCGACGUCAUUCAGACCAGAUUAUGACAUUUCGAGAGAGACUGCUUCACAAAAACUUACAGCAGCAUCUUUCAAGCCAGGAGCUUGUUUUUCUGCUGUUAACACCAAGUGUAGUAACAGAAAGCUACUCUACCCAUCGGCUGGAGCAUGCCUUAUAUAAACCUCAGAAAGGACUUUUUCAUAGGAUACCUUUAGUGGUGGCCAAUCUGGGCAUGUCUGAGCAACUGGGUUAUAAAACUGUAUCAGGUUCCCGUAUGUCCGCUGGUUUUAGCCGAGCAGUCAAAACACACAGCCCUGAAUUUUUUAAAGAAGAUGGAUCUUUAAAGGAGGUACACAAGAUAAAUGAAAUGUAUGCUUCUUUACAAGAAGAAUUAAAGAGUAUAUGCAAAAAAGUAGAACACAGUGAGCAAGCAGUAGAGAAACUACUAAAGGAUGUAAACAGAUUAAAACAAGAAAUUAAAAAAAGAAAACAAGCUCAGAUUGAAGCAACACGAGAGAAGAAUAUCCAAAAAGAACCUCAGGAGAACACUUUUCUUUGUCAAGCUUUACGGACCUUUUUUCCAGAUUGUGAAUUUCUUCAUUCAUGUGUUAUGUCCUUGAAAAACAGGCAUAUUUCUAAAAGUAGCUGUAAUACCAACCACCACCUCAAUGUGGUAGACAACCUGACCUUAAUGGUAGAGUACACUGACCUUCCUGAAGCUAGUCCAGCUAGUAGUACUCUCCAGCUGAAGCGUAAAGCUUUAGAUACAGAUGACAGAUGGCAAUUCAAGAAGUCACGGCUGUUAGAGAUACAAAACAAACUAUCUAAAACAGAUACUGAUAGUAGUAACCAAGAAAAAGCAUCCACAAGCAGCCCUGAAACAGAUGAAGACUUUGAGAAAAUGAAAGGUUCUGGUGAUUAUCCACAGUCUCCUACAUUUUGAUUCUUUUAGGCUGAAAGAUUUUUGAUUGGCUAAAGGGUCAAACAUUUCUAUUGUUUUUGCUAUAUUCAGCUAUUUGCAGUAACACAUGAAUAAGUCCCUAGUGCAUUUAUUUUAUAAAGUACUUUAAAUAUCAGAUACUUUUAAAACCAAAAUCGUUUGCCCCUUUUAUUAAACUGUCGAGAGAAGUUUAAAUAUAUUUUAAACUUGUACAGCAUUCUUUAGAAUUGGGAGACUAGCCUUAUUUUCACAAUAGAAAUAAGUCUAAAUAUGAAAAUGUAUUUAAUUGUUUCUAAGUCAUUACAAUUCCUACUCCUUAAAUUAUGAUAAGUACAUUAUGGCUAGGGUUGCUAGAUAAAUGCUGAACACCAUACAAUAUUAGGUACAUAGUUAUAUUUAAAACUUAUUGUUUAUCUUAUUGGAAUUCAGAUUUAAUUGUAUGUACUGUAUUCCAAAAACUUAUUGGAAUUCAGAUUUAAUUGUAUGUACUGUAUUUCUAUCUGCUAAAUCUGGCAGUUCUAAUUAUGGCACAACUUAAUGCAGCACGGCGUAGUGUGGUUUCUUUAAAGUGAAGAAUUUAAAGAAACUUGCAAAAUAACCUAAGUACAAAAUGCUAGUAGGUGUUUUUCAUUUUAAAGCAACCUCCAUUUCCAGUCUUACUCAGUUGUCCUAACUGCACCUAAUUUGACAACUUUUUUUAAAGCUAUUUUUAUUGUCAUUCCAAAGCAUUUAGUUUUUAUUGCAACAGUAACUUUCUUUUUAAUGCUCAUUUUUCAUCAAUACAAUAAAUACAACUAACAGGUCUGGGUACAAAAUAACUGAUUCUAGGCAAUGCAGAACUCAACAGGUAGGAGAGUCUUGGGCUUCAGUAAUUUUUAGGAAGGAUGUAAAGCCCCAUUUUAAUCCAGUGAGUUGGUUAAGUGGAGGUUGGCUUAGAGCUUUUACUGUUUUUUGUAUUUGUCUUUUCCAUAAUUGUGAGACUUUUCCAUGAAGCAUACACAUCACAUGAAGCCUUCGUGUUUCGCUCACUAGAUGAAAUGCUAACACACUUUGACUAUUGCUCUUCCAUCUGUUACUUCCUAAGUGAUAGAGCAAAUUCAUAGGUUAGAUAGUAUCAAAAACUAUCAUCUUCUACGUAUGUGUUAACAUGCAUUAGUUACCGUCGGGUGCUUAUGAAGCCCACAUAAUACCAGGGAUGAUUUGUACAAAUAAUGAAUUUCUUACUGGGAUUGUUUUACUGGUUAUAUAAGCAGCACUGUGGUGUUACGAAGGGCAAGAGGGGAAACAGUUCGUCAGUCUGAACCCUAAUUUAAAAAUAACCACAAGUAUCACCAUGGCAUAUAGAACUUACCAUAUAGAACAUAAUGACUAAAUGCAAUCAACAAAUGAACAAAACUGGGUACACAGGCUAGACUAGGUACAGCAGAAGCAACAAGCAGCCAACAUGUGCAAAUGUCUUCUCUAGACAAUAGCUUGAGAUUUUUCAAAGACAUAUUUACUCAAACUGAAGUCUAAACGUGCCUUCAUACUGUUCAAUUUACUAAAAUGCUAUAGAGGUACAAAACUAUUUAGCUCAUACUUUUGCACAGAAAUCCAUCUCUUUGGAAGAAAGCAAUACUAAACUUUAAAUCAUAGAGAAGCUUGCUCAGGUCAUUAGUACACAGCUGAACUUCCACAAUUGAGUUUGAUGGCCCAACUUUCAGGGUAUUCAAUGAAAAGGAGGAACACUGUCCUUAUAGGACAUUUACUUCCAGUUUCUCUUCAUCUUUUGACAAUUAGUUUUUAUCACUGGAGUAAGAUAAGAUGACAUAAUACAUUGCUUAUGGAUUGGUUUAUUUAAAGGCCACUACCAGUUUCAGGAUAUAUUACUCCAGCAAUGUUAGGUCCCGUGACAGCACCACCAUCCACCCAAAGUAACAUCUCUAAAAGGGAAGAUCUAUUGUCUUAGCCAGGCAUACCUGUAAUUGCUAAUUAGAAAAUCUCCUUGAGCAAUUUCAAGUCUACAUUGUGUCACAGGGAUUUUUACAUUAUACAAGCAUUCCACUUUCUUGCAUGCAUAUACCUAAAAUUCUAUUUACAAGACAGAAUCUGGACCUAAAGUAAAAUUCCAAUACAAGUCAUCUCUUCCGUAUUUAAUAUCCAAUUAUCAGUGUUCUAUUAUUGUAUUAGCUAUCCUACAGUACCAGUUUUUUAAUUCAUGUAUGUAAAAUGUAAUGAGUAGUGUUUCAAAUAAUCAGGUUUUAUUGAACAUUCACUGGUAUGGACAAGAAACUCCCCUUUUUUACUCAAACUUUUUCUUCAUACGAUUUCAUAUUUAAAGCUAAAAACUUUAUAGUUUGUGAGGAUUUAGCCUAUUUUCUAAAGUUUAUUAAAUCUUAUGGUUUGAGUCAACAACCAUUUAUUGUAAAAAUAACUUUAUUGAUAACAUUAGAUAAUUUAAUCCCGAUAUUUGAUAUUACAAACUUUAGGGUCUUUGAGAUACACAGGAUCCUUGUAUGUAACUGGCAUAAAACCUGUAAAGAGAUAAAUAAAGUUCUUCACAAAAAAUGAG